Vigna unguiculata (cowpea) is the source of this 1971-nucleotide messenger RNA. The record is from RefSeq and is a predicted model, not a curated record. NCBI's taxonomy places the organism in Eukaryota, Viridiplantae, Streptophyta, Magnoliopsida, Fabales, Fabaceae.
AUGCGUCUCAACCCAGAGAAGUGUGUCUUUGGGGUGCCGGCGGAGAAAUUUCUAGGUUUCAUGCUGACCGCCCGAGGCAUAGAGGCGAAUCCAGACAAGUGCACUGCUAUCGUGGAGAUGAGGAGCCCUAAAAACCUGAAGGAGGUUCAAUGGUUAAUGGGGCGGCUGACUUCUCUGGCACGUUUUCUGCCCAGGCUGACGGAGAAGGUUAGGCCGAUCCUGAAGAUCAUGAAGAGGCAGACCGCAGAGAAGUGGGAUGACCAGUGCGAGGCGGCAUUUCAACAAAUAAAGGAGAUGAUCACCAGUCCACCAAUCAUGAGCCGACCGGUAGAAGGGUUGCCCCUGCAGUUAUACCUGUCGGUAUCUAACGACACGAUCAGCGCAGCAUUGAUACAAGAAGCCCCGGAGCAGCGGCCUGUUUAUUUCAUCAGCCGAGUUCUACAGAACGCAGAAACGAGGUAUCAGUUGAUAGAGAAGAUAGCCUUGGCGUUAUUAACGGCCUCACGUCGGUUGCGCCAGUACUUCCAGAGUCACCAGGUGGUCGUCCGAACCGAUCACCCUAUAGCCAAGAUACUCCGGAAGCCCGACUUGGCCGGUCGAAUGAUCGCAUGGUCAGUUGAGUUAUCCGAGUUCGGUCUCAAGUACGAACCUAGAGGAUCUAUCAAAGGGCAGCAUUUGGCCGACUUUGCAGCCGAACUCCAUGGACCGAUCUCUUCGUCCGAGCAAACAUGGAUUCUGUUCGUCGACGGGUCGUCGGACAAACGAAGUGCCGGAGCGGGAAUCGUCAUUGAAGGACCGAACGGCUUCACAGUGGAGCACUCCUUGCAGUUCCAGUUUAAAGCCUCAAAUAACCAGGCGGAGUAUGAAGCGCUGAUCGCCAGGUUAAGGCUAGCGAAAGACCUGGGUGCAACAAAGUUGAGAUGUAACACCGACUCUAAGCUUGUGGUCGGACAAGUGCAAGGAGAAUAUCAGGUUAAGGACGACUUAUUACUCCAGUACUAUCACAAGACUGUUGAAGCCAUGAAGGAAUUCGAGGAGGUGACCGUCCAUCACAUACCCCGAGCGGAGAACGCCCGAGCCAACAGGCUAUCGAAGUUAGCGGAAGGAAAAGAGAAGGGGCAAUUAAAGACAAUUAUCAGGCAAACCCUGAUGAGACCUUCAGCAGGAGAAUGCGCCGUAGCAGGUCGAUCGGUUGAUUGGACCAGCGAGGUGCGAGAACUCUUAAAGAAGUGCGAGGCUGGAGAAGAGGUCAGGCCGACGGAGAGGAGACGAGCGCUCCGGUUUGUGAUCAUCGGAGAAGAUCUAUACAAGAGAGGCUUCACAACGCCACUCUUGAAGUGCCUAUCAGCAGACGAAGCGGAAUACGUCAUGAACGAGGUCCACAAUGGCAUCUGCGGGAUGCAUACCGGUCGGAGAACGAUGAAAGCAAGGAUACUCCGAGCGGGAUAUUUUUGGCCGACCAUGGAAGAAGAUUGCGAAGCCAUGAUACGCAAGUGCGCAGGAUGUCAAGCCCACGGAAAUGAUAUGAAGAGGGCUCCGACCGAGCUACACAGUUUGACAGCCCCGUGGCCGUUCGCUCAAUGGGGCAUGGACAUCGUCGGACCUUUCCCAAUCGGUCGAGCGCAGAAGAAAUUCAUACUCGUAGCAGUCGACUACUUCACUAAAUGGGUCGAAGCGGAGGCUUUGGCUAAUAUCACCGCUAGGCAGGUUCACUCCUUCGUCUGGCGCAACAUUAUAUGUCGCUUCGGCCUUCCCCACACGAUCAUCACUGACAACGGUCGUCAGUUCAUUGACAAAAAGCUGAAGGACUUCUAUAAGCAGGUAGGGAUAAGACAUGUUACCAGCUCGGUCGAGCAUCCCCAAACCAAUGGUCAAGCUGAAGCCAUGAACAAAGUUAUAGUGGCUGAGUUAAAAAAAAGAUUGGGAGAGGCCAAGGGAGCAUGGGUUGACGAGCUGCCACAAGUCCUUUGA